AAUGACCAAAUUACCCAACUAGACAGCAAAACAACAGAAAAUACAUGUUUGUCCUGUGCGAUUAAAUCGGAAGACUGCUCUGUUUCGCUGGCUUCUACCACAAAUCACCCCUCCCCCCUUUAUCCCCUUCCACUUCCACAACGUGGUCUUAUACACACACCUAUACUUACAACUAUACACAUACCUAUACUUACGCCUAUACAUACAGAUAUUCCUAUAUAUGUUUAUAUUCUCUAGGUGACUUGUGUUGUUGUGCCUCGAAUCAUUUUUGCAUUAGCAGAUCUGGAUGACGGAUCAGCAGCGCAACAGCGGUGGGAGCUCGCCGGAGUCGGUGGUUCCGGCGAGGGAUGCGGCGGUUCCGGCGACGGAAGUUGCGGUGAAGUCCGGGAGUAGUAGUGGGAGUGAAUUGGAUAGUAAGGAAGCUAUGGCGAGUUCGCUGUCUAAUGGCGGUGGAAGUAAUUCGUCAGGCAAUGCUAGCAGAAGUUUUCCGAGAGUUAAUACUUUACCUGUAGAGUUUUUGAACUCAGACAAGUUUAUGCCACCUCCAAGCCAACUUAAGUUAGAAAGAUCAAAGACUGAGAGACAAAAGCAUCAUAACAUAAGGGCUGAAGACGCAGCACAAAUUUUUGAUGAUAAACUUCCUAUCAAGGAGAAGCUAAGCCUAUUGAAGAGAAUAGCUACAGUGAAAGAUGACGGAACCGUAGAGUUUGAAGUCCCCGGAGAUGUUGCUCAUCAGGCACUCAAUGUUCCGCCUGAGAGUGUUUACAAUGAAGUUGAUGAUGAUCCUCUUGACUCGGCAGACCUUCAAGAUAUUCCUCCUCUACAAAUUGUAAUUCUUAUAGUUGGUACACGUGGUGAUGUGCAACCCUUUAUUGCAAUUGGAAAACGGUUACAGUACUAUGGGCAUCGUGUUAGGCUGGCAACUCAUGCAAAUUUUAAGGACUUUGUUUUGACCGCUGGGUUGGAGUUCUAUCCUCUAGGUGGAGAUCCAGUGGUUCUUGCAGGAUACAUGGUUAAAAACAAGGGAUUUUUGCCAUCAGGACCUUCGGAAAUACCUGUUCAAAGAAAGGAAUUAAAAGAGAUUAUAAAUUCUUUGCUUCCAGCGUGCACCGAACCUGAUGUUGAUACUGGAAUACCAUUUAAAGCAGAUGCUAUUAUUGCCAAUCCCCCAACAUAUGGACAUACUCAUGUGGCUGAGGCACUGAAAAUACCAAUUCACAUAUUCUUUACAAUGCCAUGGACGCCAACUAGUGAAUUUCCACAUCCUUUAUCUCGUGUUAAGCAACCAGCUGGAUAUAGAUUGUCUUAUCAAAUAGUUGAUUCCUUAAUCUGGCUCGGAAUCCGAGACAUGAUAAAUGAUGUCAGAAAGAAGAAGUUAAAGUUACGACCAGUCACAUAUCUAAGUGGUACUCAAGGAUCUGAUUCUGCUAUUCCAUAUGGAUAUAUUUGGAGUCCGCACCUUGUUCCUAAACCAAAAGAUUGGGGGCCUAAAAUUGAUGUUGUGGGGUUUUGCUUCCUUGACCUUGCAUCGAAUUAUGAGCCUCCUGAAUCACUUGUCAACUGGCUGAAAGCUGGCACAAAGCCUAUUUAUAUUGGAUUUGGUAGCCUUCCUGUUCAAGAGCCGGCAAAAAUGACCAAAAUAAUUGUUGAUGCCCUAGAGAUUACUGGACAAAGGGGUAUCAUUAAUAAAGGUUGGGGUGGUCUUGGUGAAUUGGCCGAACCAAAGGACAAUGUUUACCCGCUUGAUAACGUUCCUCAUGAUUGGCUAUUCUUACAAUGUGCUGCAGUGGUGCACCAUGGGGGUGCUGGGACAACAGCUGCUGGUCUCAAGGCAGCGUGCCCAACGACCAUAGUACCCUUCUUUGGCGACCAAAUGUUCUGGGGAGAACGAGUCCAUGCAAGAGGAGUAGGACCCACACCUAUUCCAGUUGAUGAUUUUACACUUCCCAAGUUGGUUGAUGCAAUCAAGUAUAUGCUAGAGCCCAAGGUAAGAGAGAAUGCAAUAGAACUUGCGAGGGCAAUGGAAAAUGAAGAUGGAGUGGCAGGGGCCGUACGAGCAUUCUUUAAACAGCUUCCUAACAAAAACAAAAAGAAUACACCUGAGCGUGAGCGUGAGCGUGAACCAGCGCCAUCAAAAUUCUUCUUGAGUAAAUGUUUUGGGUGUGCUUAGAUUUUCAUUUCCGUUAAAAGUUUUGCAGUUUUUGUGUAUUCUCCAUCAGUGUAAUUAGAAAAUGAUGUCGCUGCUGGUAAAUAUUUCUCAGCUUCAAUACUAUCACAAUUCGCUAAUCCGCAUCAACUCCAAUUCCAGUUCUUGUAUCUCAGGUUUUUGUUAAAAUGAAUUCCAUCUAAUUUAUUUU
Molecule: messenger RNA, 2357 nt
Organism: Daucus carota subsp. sativus
Lineage: Eukaryota; Viridiplantae; Streptophyta; Magnoliopsida; Apiales; Apiaceae
Product: sterol 3-beta-glucosyltransferase UGT80A2
Exons: 14
Coding region: 287-2170 (627 amino acids)
Biological process (GO): carbohydrate metabolic process
Molecular function (GO): UDP-glycosyltransferase activity; hexosyltransferase activity
Source: RefSeq, a predicted model, not a curated record